AUGGGUCUUCUAGAUUGGCGUCUGGUUCUUCUAAAACCAACUGAUAUAGAUGCUUUCAAGAAAUCUUACUUCACCGAACAAAGAGUUGGGAAAGGCUAUGAUUCUCAAAUUGAUAUUCCAAGUGCAACAGUUGCUUCACCUGGCUCUCUAUCCCAAGCUCGAAACCCCAGGAUAGGAAAUGCUGAAAGACUCAAAGCUCUACAAGAGCUACUUCCCCAAUCUGCAGAGGGUGGUCGAGUAUCUGCAUUAGAUGAUUUGAUCGACCAUAUCAAGUACUUGCAGCUACAAAUAAAGAAUCUCAGUGAAAGAAGAUUGGUAGGUGAAUCACCAACAAAGCCCAUCAUUUUUCGCGAGGGAUAUGGCCACUACUUUUGCCAUCAAGAGGAGUCGUCGAAUGAGCCUUUGGAGGAGAUAAUCACGGCGAAAUGGUUGGAGCAAGACCCUUCAGCUGUGAGCAAGCUGCUGGAGAUGAAAGGUCUUCUUCUUCUUCUCAUGCCCAUCGAUUGAGCUUAAGGAACACUAACUAGUCUGACCUGUGCUGUGUUGUGGUGCUCUUUUUGCUUGGUUCUCAAUUGGCUUAAUUACUAUUAAUACUUAUGUAAUGAAACUAAAUGUACUUUUAGAUAUACACACUUACAGAUUCUAUGGUACAAACAAGGCUAUGAAGAAUGGCAACACAACACCUACAUCGCAUGAUUUGGUAAAGUAUAGUUUUGUAUAUUUGAACGCUA
This is a messenger RNA of Humulus lupulus (European hop), 731 nucleotides long. RefSeq names its product transcription factor LRL2-like. The record is from RefSeq and is a predicted model, not a curated record. NCBI's taxonomy places the organism in Eukaryota, Viridiplantae, Streptophyta, Magnoliopsida, Rosales, Cannabaceae. Bases 1 to 507 code for a protein of 168 amino acids. The transcript is spliced from 7 exons.